Messenger RNA from Scylla paramamosain (green mud crab), 7892 nucleotides. Its product is annotated as actin-binding protein IPP-like. Gene Ontology annotation, molecular function: protein binding. The record is from RefSeq and is a predicted model, not a curated record. The transcript is spliced from 9 exons. NCBI's taxonomy places the organism in Eukaryota, Metazoa, Arthropoda, Malacostraca, Decapoda, Portunidae. Bases 141 to 1922 code for a protein of 593 amino acids.
CAAAAACAAACUUCUGGUAACCUUCUUGUCGUCUGCUUUCCCAGCACGCCAUUUUCAAGACACUCCGUAUUUUGCACAUUUUUUACCCUUUCUAGUCUACAGGAAACAUUCAGGUGGAGAGACUGAAAGGCUGUGUGAGGAUGGCGGCCUGCGUGGGGGUCCUUCCACCGCCUCCCCAGGGAGCGCCGCCACCCACCUCCUCCCUGGUGAGCGACACACACCGCUAUGCCUGCAAGUCUUACGCCAACAAGCUCCUGCAGAACCUUUGUGCCCUUUGGCAUUCCCAGCACUUCUGUGACGUCGAGAUUUCCGCAGGGGGCUUUGUGGUGAAGGCUCACCGGGCAGUGCUCUCGGCAGGAAGUGCAUAUUUUCAGGCCAUGUUUACUGGUGGCUUGGCAGAGGAGACCCAGACUUUGGUGGAGAUUAAGUCCAUCGCCCACAGUAUCAUGUCCCAGCUUAUCAACUUCAUCUAUACAGGAGACAUUGAGAUAACAGUGGAGAACGCACAGGAGUUGGUGGUGGCCGCAGACAUGCUGGAAAUCCAUCAUGUGGUGCACGUGGGAACAAACUUUCUUACAAAGGAACUGCAUCCCACUAAUGCCCUUGGGAUCUACAGGUUUGCCGAGGCACAUCACCUGGUGGAGCUCCUGGAGGCGGCGAGGGACUACAUCUUCGCUAACUUCUCCGAGGUGGUGAUGGAGGACGAGUUUCUGGAGAUCCCGAGGGACGUUUUGGUUCGCAUCCUCCAGUCUGAAUACCUGCGGAUUGAUUCGGAGUUCCAGGUGUUCUCGGCCGCCAUGCGCUGGAUUGGGCAGGACAUCACCAUGCGUCGCCGUUACGUGUUCGACAUCCUCAACCAGGUGCGUCUGCCACUCAUCCCGAGCAAGCUACUCGAGAAGUCCAUCAGCGAGUGUAGUGACAUCAGCUUGAAGGUGGCCCUGCGGAGCAUACAGAAGGACCUGGCCAGCAAGCGAGGGAGUCUGGUGCCCUUGUACGUGCAGCCGAGAAUCUGUGCACGGAAGAAGAUUUAUGUCAUUGGCGGGUCGAAGCGGGAGUUGAUAAGCUCCUGGACGCGGUCGGAGUGCACAUUUGAGAGUGUGGAGUGCUUCGACACGUACCGGAAGGAGUGGCAGAAGGUUUGCCCCAUGGAGAUCGGCCGCAUCCUGCCCGGCAUCUCGGUGCUCAACGGCAGGAUCUACGUGGUGGGCGGGGAGCAGGAGUCACAGAUCCUGGCCAACGGGGAGGUGUACGACCCACAGGAGGACAUGUGGACCAACAUUGCCUCCAUGGUGAUCCCGCGCUGUGAGUUCGGCCUGUGUGCUCAUGAAGGGUCACUCUACGCCUUUGGAGGCUGGGUCGGGGAGGACAUCGGUGGUUCCAUAGAGAAGUACGACCCGGUGGCAGAUGAGUGGAGGCUGGAAUCAGACAUGCCUGAGGCGCGAUUCAGCAUGGGGGUAGUGCAGCACCAGGGCCUCAUCUACAUUGUGGGGGGCUGCACACACAGCCAACGCCACCUGCACGACCUGCUCUGCUACAACCCAGUGACCGGUGAGUGGCAGAACCUGGCCCCCAUGUUGACACCGCGCAGCCAGAUGGGUGUGGCGGUGCUGGAUGGCUUCCUCUACGUGGUGGGCGGCACGAACAGACACACGGCGCUUACUUCGGUGGAGAGAUACUCAUUUGAACAGAACAAGUGGUUUGAGUGCCCGCCCAUGUCGGUGGGACGUGCCAGUCCAGCCGUGGCAGCAACAAACUCUCUGCUCUACGUCAUCGGCGGCGACCAGACCAGCGAGGUGAACGACUUCUACCGGGCACAGGUGACCAUCGCACAUGUGGAAUACUUUGACCCCAACACCAACCGCUGGCUGGACUGCACCUCCUUACCAGAGAGUCGGUCCGAGGCUGGUGCGGUAGUGAUCUGACCUCCCCCACCCGCCCUGCGCCGGCCCCAGCCCACCCGCCGAGGCCACCGCCCCCGUGACAGGGAGCAGCAGGGCCCAGAGUGUCUCGUGGUGAGAAAGAGAAGCAUAAGUCGCCAGGCACACAGCCCACGCCAGCCCGCCUAGCACUACCCUCCCUCCAGCCCCACCCACACACUGGUGCUGACCAUGCCCCACACAGGUCCCCUCAUCCACCAGCAACACAAUAGUGCAUUUGUUAGCUCAGAGGAACCUGCUUCCACGCCACCCAGUCCUAAGGUGAAGUUCUUGAAGGGUCUCCUAAACAGGUCAGGCCUUCCCUGGCGAGGCUCCCAGUCCUGCUGUGACGUCCUCAAGGGAUUUCUUAGCAGGCACGACCUGCUCAAGAUUUUCUAGUACUAAAAAAUCAGGAUUUAUUUGAAGGUAGAAGUGAUGACUGGUCCUAGUGGUCAUCAGUCGCUAGUGGAAGCUCAAUAGUGUUUUCUGGGUAGAUCUGACCUUCACUUGAGGGACACUCACUGCUUAAGUCAAUCUGUAGGCGACUCUGAGUAGACAUGACCUUCACUUUGAUACAUUGUGGUGCGAGAACCCUGUUGUGUGCACUUCUGACUCGUGGUUAGUGUGAUGCUGGCUGCCAGUGUAUGGCCAGCCGGUGUGGUGGCUGUGAGGGAGGGACACACUAGGCCUCCUCUGCCCAGCCUGGAAUGGUGGGGGAGGAGGCAUUGCAAUUAUUUCCAUGUGGCUGUGUCAAUCAUUGGUGUAUCUUUGUCUCUGCAGAAACAGGAAGCUCACAGUGUAUUGCUUGUCAAAAAACUGAAACCAAAAAAUACCUUGAAAGUGAAACUUAAGAUAUGCAAGACCCUCCAGGCACAUUUUUCUACGUUUCUUGAUGCUUUUUAGCAUGGAUUUCUUUAUCAGCAUAACAAAGAACUGAAAAUUUUGAGCUUUCAUUCUCAUAUCAAGCAAAAGCAAACAAAGGAGAGAGAUGCACCACACAGCAGGGAGAGCCUGGGCACACUGAAUAGUGCAGCCUUGCAUUGACCAGCCAUCCAGGCAGCAGCAGCAGCAGCAGCAGCAGCAGCAGCAGCAACAUUAUUGUUUAUGAUUUAACAUUAUUUGCAGUACUAUUCAUACUAUUAAAUCGCCAUCUAAUAUCUAUUGAAUUAGUCUGGUGCAUAAGUACUUUGUACAUUGACAUGAAAGAGUUGUGUUGGUGUUUGGCUCAACACCUCUCCUGGGGUGACUGUGUGCAGGUCACGGUGCAGUGGUGGGUGGCACCAUACCACACCCAGGAUGGCUGCUGUGGCCUCCAGAGCCACAGCCACUCAGUGCACCCCAGGAACACACUGGACACGUUUGUGACCCACACCGGUCCCUCGGCUUCACCACCAGGAACACUUGGUGUGGUGGCCGUGGGCUGCCAGUGCUGCCUGGAGUGUGGCUCAUGUGGCAGGAUAACCUGGGCCACACAGACGUGGGGUGGGGAGGGAGGGAGGUCCGUCACCCAGGGAGGGGAGGUGGGCUGCGGCCCUCAGGGUGCAUAGGUAGUCAAGCUUGCAUUGCUUUGUUCAGGCCUCGUAGUCACGGUGGGUAGGUUGUAGUGUAGUGCUGGCAGUCUUAGUUCAGGUGGAUCAAUUUUUAGCUUAAUGCCAAAGGGUCUUUUAUAUGAUAAUUAAGAGGGUGUGCUGCACCUGAUCUGACUUCUCUUGGUGUUUGUGAAUGCCCAGCCUUAACUCAGUCCUGUUAAGGAAUUGUAGUAUCUUUGUAUCAUUUCUAUAUUUCAAAUUUGAAAUGCAAAUUUCUCAAGCACUUGUAUGUACAAGUGUCCGUCAUCGGGAGGCCAGGCGGUGGCCGUGCCGGGAUGCCAACAGCAGGCCCCCCCUGUCACCCUCCUGCUUCCCCUUCCUCUCCAUAGGAAGGUGAGGGAGCAGUGCUGUGGGACAGAGCAUGCUGGGAGGCAGCCAUUACCAGUGUGUGAAAUACAUCCUCCCUCAGAGGUGCCAAAGUACCCAGUGGUGCUGAGGCGUCCCAGUGUCAUUCUCCCAGCAUGGGGUGCCACUCAGAGCUACGCCACCCACCCGGCCUCCCUCUAGCCGUAGACACGUUAGGCCGUCGCUUUUUUCUGUGAGGGGUGAGUGGCGCCGCUGGCCUGCCGUGUGGCUGGCCGCGCCAAUCUGCUUGUCAUUGCCUUACACAGAAUAUCCUGUGCUUUACCUGUACAUACAGAGCUUGGUCAGGACUUUGUGGGUGACCAUUCUUCACACUCUUGUCUGUGAGCAGUGAUUGGUUCCGAGUGUGUGGAGGUGACAGGUUGUGGGAGUGGGAGGGACAGGAUGUAAAUAUGUGUGAGAGAAAGAGAGAGAGAGAGUGUGUCCAAGUAACAUGGAAGAGUAAGAAUGUAAGGGAACAGUGAGUGUGUGGUUCGUGAUGGCGUUGGCAUUUGUGUUGGCUAAUGCUUGGUGUUGCCUGAAAGUUUCUGUUGCUUGUAUGUGGUGUUUGUGCAUUUUCUUAACAGUAUUUUACAUGCACACACAGACACAGACACUGACACAAUCGACACAAUCACACACAAUGUAGCUUUCUGUCCAGGGUCUGUCUCACUAGUGCAUGAUGGCAACACAGAGGAGCUGUAAGACAAUCUACAAAAUUAUUAAAGACUCAAGAGAAAACAUUGAAAGACUAGACAUUUCCAUGAAUUCACUAUAAAUACCAACACCUGCUUGAACUGUGAAGUCAUCAGGAUGAUUGGAAGUCAAGUUCACCAGCAUAUUGGUUAAAUUUGCUCUCUCUUAGGCAUUUCACUGUAGAUAGAGCACUGGAGGGGGUGUAGGGAGUGUGUAAGCAUGAGAGAAGCAUGGUAGGGCAUUGUAGAAGUUACGCAGGGAGUCAUUGUGUCAUAAGGACAUGGGAGGGUAUGGGAGGAGGGAGAGAUGGAGGGAGCAGGGAGGCAGAGCUGCUUGGUUUAGUCUCCUCAGCAGUGGGGUUCACACAGAGCCGUGGAAGAGCUGAGUCUACCUGAAUGUUGAGCCUGAAUUCAUCCGUCGUAACCUUAAUCAAAUUGAGUCAUAGCUUUACUCUUGUUUUGUGGAGUCUCCCUCCCGUGUGGAGACUCCAGCCAUGUCUUAGUUAAGUCUAUUUUAUUGGAGUUGUAUUCUAUUUCAAGAGUUUUAUAUAUAGUAUACAUGAACAAUAUAAUUAUUUUAUAUAUAUUAUAUUAUAUGAUAUACCUAUACCAAAAACACAUAAUUUUAUAUACAUGAACAGGGUGGCAGGUGAGGGGCAAGGGGCGAGUGGCAGGCGUGUGGUGCCUCCCUCCCUGAUGCAGGCUGGGAAGGCCACCCCCCUGCACUCCACCCCUCCCUAGCCUGCUUCUGUGCACCCCUCCCUCAUUUGAUAAGGAGCCAUUCUGCUUUCAUUCUGAAAAGAUUACAUUGAUGCUUAGUUUCAUUCAACAAUAACUUCUAACAUGAAAAAUAAAAAAUUGUGUAAUCUCUUGAAUAGCACAUUUGCUUUGAGUGUGAGCCAGCCAGUGUGUUCAGUGACAAACAGCUUGCUGCAAGAAUGUUUCUGCUUUAGGAUUCUGCAAACUAGAAGGAAGUAGACUUUUGGUAAGUCGUUGUAGUUUCUCAGAAUGGAACUGGCUCGUUAAAUGAGGGGAAGGUGUACAAUUAUAUUUUGUUUCCUACAAGACUUGGUAUGAACGUGCAUGGAUGUGAGUUAUAUUUAAACCAUUAUUACAAAAUAUUUAUUUUUUAAUUGGUAGUUUGUAGAGCUGAAGCAGUUCAAGGUUUUUGUUUACCUCCUGUCCAGACUUAUCUGUCGUGUUUUAGUAUGUGAUACUCUAUACUUUACUGAGCAUUUCAUGGAUGCAUUCCUUCAAGUGUUUGCCAGUUGUCUGUGGUGACUGUCCAUCACAGGUGUGUGUGUAUGUGUGUGUGUAUGUGUAUGUGUGUGUGUGUGUGUGUGUGUGUGUGUGUGUGUGUGUGUGUGUGUGUGUGUGUGUGUGUGUGUGUGCGCACGCAUGCGCACGUGUGUACGCACACACUCCUGGGAUGCAACAUUGAUCAAGCAUUUCUGAUGUGUUCCCUGAGGCAGUAGCAAGCAGUGGCAUGUGUAGUGCCACAGUGGUCACUGCACCACCACAGCCUGGUGCAGCCAUCGGGGAGGGAGGGGAAGCAGGACUCAGCACACUGCUGUGGGUGAGUGUGUGGUGUCCGGGGAGUCCUGGUGUGCUGUAGUGGCUGCCCUACCAUGCCCGCCUCUCCCACAGUGAGGUGUUCAGUCAAGGUUUCUCAUGCAUGUCCAGAACUGUUUUAUUUUAAUUUUCAUUCCAUUAAGUCAUUCUGUGUGCUGGUCUGCUUCCACAACAUUAUCUCAGAAUGCUGUACUCACUUCCAGGGUAGAAGGGAGCAAGGAUCUCACCAUAACGUUAUUGCAUUGUUGCGUUUAGUACUGAGAGAAUGAGAGAAAUGUGUGUCAAAUGAUACUGUGGGAUCUUAUUUACAUGAUUAUUUUUUUCUAAUGGUGGGACCAGAGAAGGAACUUUUCAGGCAUGGUAAGUGGUCCAACAAACUGAUUCUUAAAUCUUUUUGUCAGUUUAAUAUAAUUCAUGUGCCCAUUUUAGUAUAAUUCCAAAAUUGAUUUAAUUUUUUUUCUACUGAAUUUUUAUAAGUUUUCUUUCCAAUACCUGGAUCGGCAGUGUUGUGGUGUGCCAUCCUGCACUCAUACCAAAGAUGAAUGUAGCUCUGAGGGAACUGCAAAGAUGUUGUGCCCUCCAUGUGUCCUCCUGGCUAUGUGGUCUGUCCUCACACCACACAUCUGCCAGUGUUACUUUGUGUACUUGUGCAUGGAAAUUAACUCAUGAUUCCUUAUCUAAUAUUUGUUUUGUUGUAUUCACUUUAACCUCAAGAUGAGGUGGAUUGUUAUGUUACACCAUUUUUCAGCACAUUACCAAAGGACCUUCAUCAUACCUUGGAAAAGUGGAGACAGUAAAACCCCUACAGGCUGUAGGAAGGCUUGCCAGCUAAGCUGAAGCCUGCCACAGAUUUUAUCUAACCUGCCACAUCCUACAUCUGUGGCAAGUGUCCUGCAUGUACCACCUUCCAUUGUCUGUGGAAAAUCCUCUUAAUUCUACCACACUGGUAAUGACACAUUUCAUUACAAUGGGCCUUUCUGUUUAUCAGAAAUUAUACCCUAAUUAAAAUCUGAAGCUAAACACAGCACUAAGGUUAUGGAUGAGUGUUCUGGUAGCAGCAGUGCUUGCUUGCCUGUGAAAUGGCAAGCCCAAGGUUCUGCAGGGUUUAGCCAGAAUUGUAACAUACACUCACUCCUAAACUGUGUUCCACCAACAAGACUGAGGUGCUCACAGGUCCAGAUAGGAAACAAGUUUUGCAUGGUCUAACCAUCUCUGGGAGUAACAGUUUUUGGCGCAGGCUUAAUCACUUGAGUAGUGUAGGGAUGUUUGGUGAGAUUGUGUAGUACAUUCUUGUGAGUGGUGGUGUGUGUAGCUCAUGGCAAAGUGGAGAGCAGGAGCAGCAGCAGCAGCAGUCAGCUCCAUCCUGACUUGUGGGACAGAGCAAUGUGGCUUCUCAAUCCAGUACUCUUAAUUUGAUGUAGAAUUUCUCCUCAAAUUUGCUGAUAUGAUACCAGAACAAAAAAAUAAUGAAGGUACUAAAUUAUUGGAAGAAACAUAUUCACAUCAGCAAGUCCAUUGUACAUAGAGUUGAGCAGCAAGCUGACAGUAGCUCUAGCACAAAAUCUGUGAUGUCAUUGAAGGUUUAUGUUAUUGUUAGCAAGUCAGUAUUUCCCUGCAUUGCUGUAAUGGAAGAUAGGUUUUACUGUUCAAAUGUUAAUGUUGAGAAUCUCUACAAGUUCUGAAAGUUGAGGUGUUGUGUGUUUUUAUCUGCACUGUUAGUUGUGGAGGUGGACUUUGUAUCUUGCUCAGUUCUCAAAUAAAAUGUAAAUGUCAAGAAA